Messenger RNA from Antrostomus carolinensis (chuck-will's-widow), 2292 nucleotides. Its product is annotated as early endosome antigen 1. NCBI's taxonomy places the organism in Eukaryota, Metazoa, Chordata, Aves, Caprimulgiformes, Caprimulgidae. Gene Ontology annotation, molecular function: 1-phosphatidylinositol binding. The record is from RefSeq and is a predicted model, not a curated record. The annotation marks the transcript as partial. Gene Ontology annotation, biological process: endocytosis. The transcript has 17 exons. Gene Ontology annotation, cellular component: early endosome.
ACUCCGGGUAGAGGUGGGUCUCAGAGCUCAGAUUCAGAUUCAUCUGCCACACCGGGAAAUGCCGUGGAUGUGAACAACGAAGGCUCCUCCGAGGGCUUCAUCUGUCCACUGUGCAUGAAAGUGUGUGUAACUCCCACUGAUCUGUCUGAACAUUACCAGAAUGAGCACACUGGGACAGGAGGAAGACAGGAGCUUCGUGACCUCCCAGCUGUUACUGGCUUUAUUUGUCCUCUCUGUAUGAAGUCUCAUGGAUCAGCUGAAGAGCUGUUCAAGCACUAUGAAGCAGUUCAUAAUUCUGGCAUUGAUUCAACUCAUGGAGGGGAAGGUCAUCUGUCACCGGAAAGAGAUGAAGUAUCACUGCUCCGACAAGAAGUCCAAGACUUGCAGGCUUCACUGAAGGAGGAGAGAUGGUAUUCAGAAGAGCUGAAGAAAGAACUAGAGAAAUUGCAGGGGCAGCGGCAGCAAGAUUCUAAGUCUGAUGGAUUGACAAUGGCUACAUCUACAGAAUCAUUAGAACGGCAACUAGAAGAGAUCCAAGUAGAAAAUUUUAACAUUAAGCAAAUGAAAGACUUAUUUGAGCAAAAAGCAGCACAACUGGCCACUGAAAUUGCGGAUCUUAAAUCAAAGUAUGAUGAAGAAGUCAGCCUUCGGGAUGGUGCAGAACAGAAAGUGACAAACCUGACACAAGAACUGCAGAAGGAGAGAAGUAUAGUGGAAGACUUAAAGACAGAGCUGCUACAAAGGCCUGGUGUGGAAGAUGUGGCUGUCCUGAAAAAGGAGCUGGUUCAAGUUCAAACACUGAUGGACAAAAUGACUCUGGAACGUGAGAGAGAAUCUGAAAAGCUAAAAGAUGAGUGCAAGCACUUACAAGCAGAGCAGGCUAACUCAGAGGCUACCAUUAACCAGUUAAGAGCUCAGCUUGCUAAAGGACCUCAGGAGGUAGCUGUGUAUGUUCAGGAGCUGCAAAAACUUCAAAGUUCAGUCAAAGACCUAGAACAGAAAAACCAGAGCCUGACUGAGAAGCUGCUGAAGAAAGAACAGGACUACACCCAGCUAGAGGAAAAACACAAUGAAGUGUCUGUGAGUAAGAAGAACGUGCAGGCAAGCUUUCACCAGAAAGACCUGGACUGCCAACAGCUUCAGGCAAAGCUGUCUGCAUCUGAAGCCUCAAUACAGAGAUUACAGACAGAGCUAGGUGAGAAGGGGGAAGCAAGCCAGAAACUUAAAGAAGAGUUGUCUGAAGUAGAGACAAAGUACCAGCAUCUCAAGGCAGAAUGUAAACAGCUCCAGCAGCAGAGGGAAGAAAAAGAGCAGCAUGGCCUGCAACUCCAAAGCGAGCUCAGUCAGUUGCACAGUAAACUUCUAGAAACAGAGCGCCAGUUAGGGGAAGCCCACGGGCGGCUCAAGGAACAGAGGCAGCUCUCUAGUGAGAAGCUGAUGGACAAAGAGCAGCAGGUGGCAGAUCUGCAAUUAAAACUUUCUCGUGUCGAAGAGCAGCUAAAGGAAAAAGCAGCAAAUUCCACUGAAUUGCAACAUCAAUUAGAUAAAGCAAAACAGCAGCACCAGGAACAACAGACGCUUCAGCAAAAUACUACAGCGAAACUACGAGAAGCCCAGAAUGAUUUGGAGCAAGUAUUACGACAAAUUGGAGAUAAGGACCAAAAAAUUCAAAAUCUUGAGGCUUUACUUCAGAAGAGCAAGGAAAACAUCUCUCUGCUAGAAAAGGAAAGAGAGGACUUAUAUGCAAAAAUUCAAGCUGGUGAAGGAGAAACUGCAGUUCUUAAUCAGCUACAAGAGAAAAACCAUGCAUUGCAAAUACAGGUAACUCAGCUGACAGAGAAACUGAAGAAUCAAUCAGAAAGUCAUAAACAAGCCCAAGAGAAUUUGCAUGAGCAAGUGCAGGAGCAAAAGGCACAUCUAAGAGCUGCUCAAGACCGUGUGCUCUCUCUGGAAGCAAAUAUCACUGAACUAACCAGCCAGCUAAAUGAAAGUAAAGAGAAAGUUUCACAACUUGAUGUACAGCUAAAAGCAAAGACUGAAUUGCUACUUUCAGCAGAAGCAUCGAAAGCUGCUCAAAGAGCGGAUCUUCAGAAUCAUCUGGACACUGCCCAGCAUGCACUGCAAGAUAAGCAACAGGAAUUAAAUAAGGUCAGCCUUCAGCUGGAUCAGGUUACAGCUAAGCUGAAUGACAAGCAGGAAUUCUGUGCUCAGCUGGAAACCAGUCUCAAAGAGUACAAAGAGAAGCGCCUGUCUUUAGAACAGAAAACUGAAGAGCUAGAGGGACAGCUAAAG